CCCGUCGCCGGCACCCUCCGUAUCAUACCUGGAUAUCCUCAUCUCCACCCCACCUCAGGUAAAUGCCGUCAACGCAAACCCCCACCCUUCCCCAAAAAACACGAUGAUGACCAAUUCCCUCUCCAAAAAACUGGUAUUGGUAACCGGCGCCUCACGGGGUAUCGGCCUCUCAAUAUCCCAAAAAUUCGCCCACACCGGCGCAAACCUAAUCCUAAUAUCCCGCACCAAGUCCCACCUGGACGCCGCCCUAUCUACAUUACCGCCCGGAGGCGAGCACCAGUGUAUCGCUGGUGACGUUGGGGAUCCAGAGCUUUGGGAGGAGGUUCGGGGAGGAUGUGGGAAGAAGCUAGAUGUCCUUGUGAACGCUGCCGGAAUCACGCAUUACAGUCUCCUGAUGGCGACAAAAUCGGAGACGAUACAGGAAGUUAUCAGGACUAAUUUGGUGGGAUCGGUGUUAGGGUGUAGGGCUGUGCUGAAGGGUAUGAUUCGGGCUCGGAGUGGCUGUAUAAUUAAUAUUUCGUCGGUACUUGGGAUUAAAGCUGGCAUGGGAUCCGUAGCUUACGCUGCCAGUAAGGCCGGUGUUAUUGGAUUAACAAGAUCACUAGCAGCCGAAGUUGGAAGCAGUGGGGUAAGAGUUAAUGCAAUUCUUCCGGGGUAUAUCGACACGGAUAUGACGGGUGGCAUGGCAGAAGGAGCACGAAGGGAUGCGCUCGAGUUCACGCCGGUGAAGAGGAUGGGCACGGUAGAAGAAGUCGCAGACGCAGCAAUGUUUCUGGUGCUGAAUGAAUUUGCGAAUGGGAGCCAGGUUGUGCUCGAUGGGGGGCUUUCGGCUACGUAGUUUGGAGGUUUUUAUAGACUAUAUCACACAUAAAAGUUCCAGACUGCCGCUAGCAUGUAACCCCAAGUUUGGAAAAUACUCGAAUGGUAAGCCCUGUCAGCUAUGGGGGGUUGUUCUCGAUGAAAACAAUAGAGCUCCUCCACUUGGUCGCGGGAGACAGUGUAUCAUAUCAGCAACCAAAUGUUUUUCGUUGUUGAUCUCCUGACCAGUUCACAAAAUUACC
Messenger RNA from Tuber melanosporum (Perigord truffle), 1061 nucleotides. RefSeq lists its product as uncharacterized. Gene Ontology annotation, molecular function: oxidoreductase activity, acting on the CH-OH group of donors, NAD or NADP as acceptor. Bases 104 to 838 code for a protein of 244 amino acids. NCBI's taxonomy places the organism in Eukaryota, Fungi, Ascomycota, Pezizomycetes, Pezizales, Tuberaceae. The transcript has 5 exons. The record is from RefSeq and is a predicted model, not a curated record.